AGGAUCCUAAGUACCCAGUGGAGAACCUGCUGCUUGAAGGAGGCCUUCGCCCCUGGCUCAGCUGCUCCCAGGAUCGGAGUCGACAGCUGAAAGCUGAGCUGCAGCUGGAGCACGUGAGCCACAUUGGCUACAUCGAUGAGAAACUCUGAUAACGUGACCGUGACCGUGACCAGGACCGUUUCAGCUAUGGUGGUUGCCGUUCUUGCCGUUUCUUCUCCCAAGAAUCAUGCCAGGCUUCCAAAUGUGUACCAGUCUGGCUGUUUUUGUUCUGCCUGUGCAUGCAUUUGGGGGGAAUUCUGGGCCAGGACAAUAUUUGAGAUUCCUCCUAGGCCAGCAGCCGGAUAGAUCAUCUGGCCAGAUGGCAGACUUUGCCACUCUGCCGUUCUGCCCGUGGGAUAAGGCGUGUUACAUUCCCAGCUGGCAGGGUGGCAACCGUGGGUGUAUGCUUGGGAAUGGAGAGCUGAGUGGGCUCUAGGCUUCCUCCUCCUUCAGGCAGCUCCUUGUCCACGGGGAGCUCUGCAGGGCCGCGUGCUUGGCUUUGGCCCGCCCCUUUGUUGCAGAUGCAGGGGCGGAGCCAAUAGUGGGAGGGGGUCCAUUCAAGACCCUCUCUCAUCCCUCCCCAGUCAGCGUUUCAGUGAAACACUGGCUGGAGGGGAGAGGAGUGUGCCUUAGUAUUGUCUACCCAGACUGGCAGCAGUUCCUCAAAGGGUACAGGAAGAAGUCUCUCUUGGGCCUGUCUUGGAGAUGCUGCCAGGGAGGGAACUUGGGACCUCCUGCUCUUCCCAGAGCGGCCCCAUUAUCCCCUAAGGGGAAGAUCUAACAGUGCUCACACAUGCAGUCUCCCAUUCAGAAGCAAACCAGGGCGGACCUUGCUUAGCAAAGGGGACCAUGCAUGCUUGCUCCUGCAGGACCAGCUCUCCUCCUUUGGACGCUUUGCUGGGGUAGGAUCGGGCCAGUGCCUCUUCCGCCUGCUUGAGAUGAAGAGAAUUGCCGCUUGGCAAGGGGCCUCUUGGCUCAGUUAGCAGGGGUCUGGGUGCAGAAAUGGCUUUCUUUUUGUGCCCCCUGCCAGGGAACUGCGGCUCUGCCUUCCUCCAGAUCGACGUGGGGCGCUCCUCCUGGCCUGUAGAGCAGAGCUACCUCACCUUGCUGCCCACCGCCACCUUGAUGGUGCCAGCCGAUGCCAAGCUGGGCAAGAAUCGCUCUGGAGUCCGGAUGUUUAAGGAAGGGGACUUCCUGGCCCCAGCUCUGGGUGAGAAGUGGGACCGCAUCCGGCUCACCUGCAGCCAGCCCUUCAACCGGCACGCCCAGUUUGGCCUCUCCUUCAUCCGGAUUCGCACUCCGCUGGACGCAGAGGACAGCAAGUCGGAUCUACCCUCUUCUCAGCAGGCUUCCCCUGAGCUCACGGGCAGCCCCUGGCUCUCCAAUGCCUCCUUCUGCAGGACUUUCUUCCCAGAGGUGCCCUCGAGCUCCAAGGAGGAGGAGGCGGCGCUCAGAAGCCGGCUGCAGCAGCUGGACCCUGGCAGCCCUGGGGCGCGGAGCCCAGCCUGCCUGAGUCGCCCGGCCCAGAUGGUGCUGAAGGCAGCCUCUGCCCACAAAAGAGUCUUCCCCCUGCGGGCUGCCUCCACCCUGCCAACCGUGGGCAGCCACGAGAGCGGCCAGGACCCCCAGCGCCCCGAGGGUGUGGCUCAGAGCUGUGUGGCAUUGCGGACCAAGCAGGAACUGUCUGCAAGGAGAGAACGGGUGAAAAAAGGCCGGCGCAGGGGACUGCUCAGCUGCAUGGGGAGAUCAGUGGCAGCUGCUUCCGCCAGGCCGAAGGAUGGUUCUCAAAGGGAAGGAAGAAGCCAAGGCCAGAAGGGAAGGCUGAGGAAGGAGGAAGAGGAGGAGAACUGGCUGGAAGAGGCUGCUGUGGGGAUGGGCACGUGCCCCAUAUGUGCUGGUUGUUUUCCCAUCGGCCUCCUGCCGGACCACGCCUCUAGUUGCGGGGAAGAGAAUUUCCAAGCCAGCUCUUCCUCCUCCUCGUCCUGGGAAGAAGAAGAGCCGCGCGAGGCCUGGGUUCACUGCCCCAUCUGCCAGUGCCGCUUCCCUCCUGCUGCGGUGGAGGCUCAUGCUAGCACCUGUGGGGAGCCACCUGAGGGGCCCCCCUCCUGGCUGUGGCUGGAAGAGGGGGAGUCGGUCUGAGGGGGGCGCCCGCCGCUGGCCAGCAGCUCCCCUGGGCAAGAACGGUCCGUUCACACGUUUGGUGUUCAGCUGGGAGGCCGGCGACCUGGCUGGAAGAAGCAGGAGCCCCACCGAGGCCACGCCAUGCCAUGCUUCCUGGCACAGACACUCCGUGGGAGUCUCCUCAGAGAUGGGCUUUAGCCUACAGGGACUGCGGCAGAGAGAGGGAGAGGCGGCAGGGGGGCGCUUGGGGGCUCCCCACACUCUCCCUCUGCUGCCGGGUUCCUCUCCAGCUACCCCCUGCUCAAGUGUCGGGCUCUCGGGGCUCAGUCUGCGGCUGCAAGGGCAGGAGAGGCCGUCAGAGGGCUGCCUUCGAGGCACGUCGGGGACUGCACAGCUCAUGCCGGUCUCGCUUCUCCAUGUGGACUAGUGACACAGGGGACCAGUCCAGGCUGUGACAUUGGCUUGGUCUUGACUGUGAGAUCCAGAGUUCUGAAGAAACACUCCUGCUGCCAUCAAACCAGCGGCCCCUGAGCAAACUGUCCACCUCUGAUCAGCUUUGGGUGUCCAUCUCUGAACCCACCAAAAGCAGUCUGGCCUAAUCACAAUCAAGGUGUUUUCUGCUCUCUUGACUGGUUUGAAGGACUGUUGUUGGGUCUGAAUUCUCCCCACUUCAACUGCAAAACGAAGACGACGAAUGAUUCUUCCCCACAAAUCCUCUCCAGGGGGCUUUCCAGAUUAACCCCUACAACAUAUCUGCGACGUGUGCUUCCGUACCUCCUGUGUUGUGACUCCGCAGUCCCCACGCGGUCAGCAGGGCGCCGUUCACCUUUCGGACGCCUUGUUCCGGACUUCAUCGCUGUGAUUUAGUGCCUAUUGUGGCAAAAAAGGAGCCGUUUCCCCCACCCAGACCACUUUCCCUUUCUGCUAGGAGAGCAGAGUGGGAGUCCGCACAGCCUUCCGGUGGGGAGGGGUCACAGCUGCCAAGGCCUUUCCCAGCUUUGGCACAGUUUGUUACAGAUUUCCUCCCACAGCAAUAAAACCUGACAUCCCCCC
Messenger RNA from Hemicordylus capensis (graceful crag lizard), 3213 nucleotides. RefSeq names its product XRCC1 N-terminal domain containing 1, N-terminal like (gene XNDC1N). Gene Ontology annotation, biological process: base-excision repair; single strand break repair. Bases 1042 to 2178 code for a protein of 378 amino acids. Gene Ontology annotation, molecular function: damaged DNA binding. Lineage: Eukaryota; Metazoa; Chordata; Lepidosauria; Squamata; Cordylidae. The transcript is spliced from 8 exons. Gene Ontology annotation, cellular component: nucleus. The record is from RefSeq and is a predicted model, not a curated record.